AUGGCCACCCCCGAGUUUGACUACAUCAUCGUCGGAGGCGGACUAACAGGCUGCGUCGUCGCCUCCCGCCUCAAACAGCGCAACCCGUCGCUGGACAUCCUCCUCCUCGAAGCAGGCGUCGACGCCUCCAACAACCCCGAUGUCAAGACCUACCCACCGCUCUUCUCUCUCCUUGGCUCAGACUUAGACUGGGCGUACGCCACAACGGCCCAACCACAUACGGCGGACAGGGUCCACACUGUGCACGCGGGAAAAGCUCUCGGUGGAGGGACGACCAUCAACUUUGGUGGCUGGAGUCGUGGCGAUUCAACGGAUUACGAUCUCUGGGCUGAGACGGUCGGAGAUCAGCGCUGGGGGUAUGAGGGUCUCUUGCCGUACUUUUGCCGGUCGGAAUCGUUCUUUGAUCGCGGGGCUGAUCAUCGCGAACAUGGGUUUGAGGGGCCGGUGCGUGUGACGUCUGUGUCUGCGAGGGAUCCGGACAGACAGUAUCCGCUGCGAGAACCGAUCAGGGAUGCGUGGCUUGAGAUUGGAGAGCAGUUCAACUCAAGUCCAGGCACUGGCAGGUCAUCAGGCGUCGUUGAGUUCCUCGAGACAUGGCAGGGCGGGGAGCGGCAGGCUGCGUAUCAGGCUUAUAGUCUCGACGGGGUGCACUGCAUUACCGGGGCUACGGUGCACAAGGUUGAAGUUACCGGCCCGGAAAGAACUGCAUCUGCUGUCCUCCUUGCAGAUGGUCGUCGCUUCGCAUCACGGAGGGAAGUCAUCCUCGCGGCUGGGGCACUACGCACUCCGCAGCUUCUGAUGCUCUCUGGAAUCGGACCAGCAGAGGUACUAGCAGAGCACGGAAUCGCACUCAUCGUUGAGUCCCCAGAAGUCGGCAAGAACCUCAUCGACCACUUCGCGCUGUACCAGCUCUACAAGCUGCGCGAACCCGACCGCGGCCUUGCCCUAGGAAGUCCCAAGCUCACCCACCCAGCCCUAACCCAGGGCUUCCCCGUAGACUGGGCCGUCAACCAGCAAGUGCCCAAAACGAUCCUCGAGCCAGCCGUGCAGAAGGACAAAGAACGAUUCGGCCCCAACACAGACGAAUCAGUUUUGAUCCCCGGUCGCCCCCUCGUCGAGACACUGAUCUUGUACACGCCGAUCGGAAUGCCCGCAGACGGCACCCUCAUCAUGACCUCGACCAUGCUCCUGUCCGCAACAUCCCGCGGCACGGUGAGCAUCAGCUCCGCAUCUCCCACCGCGCCCCCGGAAAUCAACUCGAACUACUACGACACCGAAACCGACCGGGCGGUUCUUAUCUACGGCGCCCGCCGCACGGCGAGAGCACUGCUUGGCACAUCGGCUCUAAAGGAGUACGUCGAGGCCGAGGUCCCGCCACCGGGGAUGCCGGCUUUGACGCCGAACUCGUCAGACAAGGAAUUUGACGCCCGCAUUCGGGCGACUGGUAUGGCGCACCAUCAUCCUGCCGGGACGGCUGCAAUGGGCAAGGUUGUUGAUAGCGAGAUGAGGGUGAUGGGGGUUGAGAACCUGCGCGUUGUGGAUGCGAGUGUUCUCCCCGUUGGUAUUGGCGGUCAUCCGCAGGCGACGCUUUAUGCGGUUGCUGAGCAGGCUGCUGAGAUUAUCUUGCAGGCCAACAUGGACGAGUGGCCGUGA
This is a messenger RNA of Aspergillus mulundensis, 1653 nucleotides long. RefSeq names its product GMC family oxidoreductase. Bases 1 to 1653 code for a protein of 550 amino acids. Gene Ontology annotation, molecular function: oxidoreductase activity, acting on CH-OH group of donors; flavin adenine dinucleotide binding. The transcript has a single exon. The record is from RefSeq and is a predicted model, not a curated record. Lineage: Eukaryota; Fungi; Ascomycota; Eurotiomycetes; Eurotiales; Aspergillaceae.